UCGCCAAUAGGUGCUGCGGUAUGGAUGCAUGUAAUGUCGAGUCUCCCUAAUGUCCUACUGAGGCUAGUCCUGCAGAGGAGGUGGAAUCUACGGACGGCAAAUAACUAAGUAACUCAGUAACAUAAACAAUGGAACAUCCAGCUUAUACAUUAUCAGGUCUCUGUACUGUAGGAGGAAUUAUUGGUUACAGUCGUAAAGGCUCACUUCCUUCCUUAGUAGCCGGAUUAACUUUCGGAACCAUUUAUGGAUAUUCAGGAUACCUUUUACAUAAAAAUGCCGAUUGGGGAUUGGAAUUAGCUUUAGGUGCUUCUAGUUUUUUAUUGGCGACAGGUUUAGCUAGAAGUAUUCCAACUAAAUUUAAGAAACCUUUACCUCUUGUAUUGACUGUUUUAGGUGGUUUAGGUUCAGCUUACUAUUUGAAAAAAUACAACGAAUUCUAUCCAUUAUUUUAGGAUACUAAUGUAAAAAUUACAAUAUAUAGGUAUGUAUGUAAAUAGCAAUGAAUAGUACUAAUUAAAUA
Messenger RNA from Scheffersomyces amazonensis, 520 nucleotides. RefSeq lists its product as uncharacterized. Gene Ontology annotation, cellular component: membrane. Lineage: Eukaryota; Fungi; Ascomycota; Pichiomycetes; Serinales; Debaryomycetaceae. The transcript is spliced from 2 exons. The record is from RefSeq and is a predicted model, not a curated record. Bases 129 to 452 code for a protein of 107 amino acids.